Messenger RNA from Eimeria mitis, 1404 nucleotides. RefSeq lists its product as uncharacterized. NCBI's taxonomy places the organism in Eukaryota, Apicomplexa, Conoidasida, Eucoccidiorida, Eimeriidae. The record is from RefSeq and is a predicted model, not a curated record.
AUGCCUGCUUAUGGCCACAACUUCAGGUCGUGCUUUGGUCGAGGAUUCCUCAGCUCUGCGCUGAUAACUUUACCAACAGAAGAUAUUUGUGAGCAAGUGGAGAAAUUCCAGGAGCCUUCGAGAAGGGGAAAGCUUGGCGAGUUCUCGCGCGUUUCGCUACAGUCUCGAUGCCCGGACGAACUCAAGUUUCCUGGCUUGCCCGCUUGCCUCUGCCGCAUGGCGCAGUUGCUUGUGCUAAUAAUAACUGACGCAGUUGAGAAGUUGCGUCAAUCUAAGAAAGCCUUGUGCGCCGGCUUCUUCGAGUACGAUGACAACUCCGCUUCGACAGGAGGGAUUGACCCUCAACUCCUCAGCGGGACGAGAUCAAAGGGAGGGAAACCCGCUUUCCUUCUCCCGAGUGCAGGCGGCUGGGGGAGCACAGGGGUCCCUCGGGAAAGAGCCAGACUACUGGUCAUACACUCCCGAGUGCAGGCGGCUGGGGGAGCACAGGGGUCCCUCGGGAAAGAGCCAGACUACUGGUCAUACACUCCACCAUCGCCCCCAAGCGCGGCGCACCGUGCUUUCUCGUCCUGCUCCAAAUACGAUAUGCAAUCCGAAUAUUUAAAAGCUGCGUCUUUGAGUGGCAGCGGAAGAGCCGGAAUGACUGGCAACGUUGACCGCAUGUUGAGCACCAGCCACUCUUCCGCCGACAAGAAGGCAGGUCCUCCCGUCUCGGCAAGCGUACGUCAGGAGGAAGCUGACCUCAAUGAUGGAAGAGAGCCUGAGGAAGAGGAACAACCACAAGAUGAUGCAGAGUGGCAGGAAUAUGAGGGGGGAGCAGAACAGAGGGACUGCACCGAUGGCCUCGCAGAGGCAGUAUGGGAUAAGCGAAUUCCCCAAACUUCGACACAGUACCCUAUUUGCUCGCGAACGCCUAGAGAACGCUGUGCCUACACAACAAGUGAUGAUUGGGCGAUUUUUGCCCUUCAUAAUCAAUAUGUCCGUCCCCUGAGGGACCGCGAAUGGGUCGCUGGAGAGCCGUGCAUCAUCCGCAAGAAUUCCUUUGAGCUGCCGCCGGGCGCCUACCGUUACUCAGAAAGCACCUGUGGCAUACCUGCCACUGCGUUCGAUAGAUUCGUAUUCCCCAACCCGCCACGGCAGUUCCUCAUGGCCGCUCGAGGAAGGUCCUCCGGCAACGUAGAUUUUGCACCUCCCUCCUCCUAUUUCAGGAUGGGCACCCAACGAAGCGGAACUCGUGGACGCCGUCCUCAGCUAACGCAGCAACAGCUGCUCGACCUAGAGAGAAUGUUAUGGUUUGAUCCGGAGCCGCGACUAGAGAGGCCGUUCCGACUAUACGCUGACUCGAAGACAUGUCUUAAGGGCCGCCUUCAUGACAUCGGUCAUAUAAUGAGGAGCGGCUGGUAA